CGCACCAAUAUUUUCCGCACUUUAAGUUCCUCCAAGUAUUUGAUAUUUCUUCAACAAAAGAAACUUUUUCCAGACAAAAAUGUUGCCUAGGAUUCUAGCUCUUGCAUUUUUUGUAGGAGUCGCUGUGGGAUCUCCAAUAGCUAACCAAUAUGUCGACAGCGUCUUACACACGGCUCUGCCUAGGGAGCUUAAUUAUGCCAGACUGAAUCCAGUCCUAAUACCAGGGUUUGAGACCAGGUUUGAAGAUAAAAUACCAAUCAUUGGAAAAGUAAAAGGCGAAGCUAGCUAUUCUAGAGGCAAUCUCACUGGACUUGCCCAGGUUCGAAGAUAUUCUGAGUGCAAUGGCCCCUACUACAAAUUUGGAUCAAAGAUUAUUAACUGCACUCUUGGCUUUGAUCGCCUUGAUCUUACUUAUGAAGGCACAUUGAAGUACGGAAAACUGCCAAAGGUAGACAUCAAAGGAAGCUCUAAUCUCACCGGCACAGUCGUAUUCAUUGAAGUUGCGAAUGGACGCCUGAAUAAUUUCUUGAUUACCCGAAUUGCAGGACUUGAUGUCACAUUUACCGGAUUAGGACCACUUAACAAGUAUACAAAAUUUUUAAAGCCAGAUUAUAUAGCAAAUGCCCAAAGAGCUGUAAACUGGUACAUUACACAACCAUUCAAUAAUGCUUUGAACGCUGCAUUUUCAACUGUACCAAUGCCAAAUUAAACAACUGAUUGUGUUGCAAAAUACUUGAUUUUGGCACCAAGGUUAGUUGAAAAAAAUUCAGUACUCUAAACAGCAGUAUUUUCAAAAACUGUAAUAAUCUGUAAUGUGAGACAUGCAUUUGCCCAUAUCUGUACUUUGUAAGCAAAUUAAUAUUUUGCAUUCAUUAAAUGUAAAAGUAUAUUUUGAAGCUCUUAACACUAGUUGAAGAAAUCGAACUUUUAUAUAAAAUUAUUUCAGUGAAUGUUCAUACAUGAACAAUAAUCAAGCGAAAUAGAAAAAAAUCUUCACAAAAUAAUGAAAAUCAAUAUCAAUA
This is a messenger RNA of Uloborus diversus, 1022 nucleotides long. RefSeq lists its product as uncharacterized. Lineage: Eukaryota; Metazoa; Arthropoda; Arachnida; Araneae; Uloboridae. Bases 80 to 709 code for a protein of 209 amino acids. The transcript has 3 exons. The record is from RefSeq and is a predicted model, not a curated record.